Molecule: messenger RNA, 5382 nt
Organism: Temnothorax curvispinosus
Lineage: Eukaryota; Metazoa; Arthropoda; Insecta; Hymenoptera; Formicidae
Product: protein draper-like
Exons: 18
Coding region: 403-3411 (1002 amino acids)
Molecular function (GO): protein binding; scavenger receptor activity
Source: RefSeq, a predicted model, not a curated record
UCUCUGUGCGCGCAAUUUCUGGUCGACGGCGGCGGAGGCGGAACAAACAGGACGGCGUGCGUACCGUCGCGUUGUCACGCGGAUUGAUCUACGUCUCUGCCGCACGCAUAUACGCACGGUGCCGUGAUUGAGCAGAAGUGAUUGGCUCCAGGCUCCAGAACUCGCUGGAGCACCACGGGGAGAUCCACGUAGCGAUCGCGCGCCGACGCGACGACGGCCAGGCGUCGAUGCCGUCGAUCAAAUCUGUAGACGGACGGACCGUCCUGCUUUUCGGGCGCUGAGAGAACGGCUGCGAUCCGCGGCGUGCCGUGCAGAAACGUUAUAGAGAUUAAUCGCGAGGCUAACGCGAUGGGACGGCGAUAGCGCUCACCAAGUUCACCAAAGUUGUAUCGAUCAGCCGGAAUGGGGUCUGCAGUGUGGUGGCUGAUCGUGGCCGUCGUCGCGAUAAUCUCGACGGGGGAAGCCCUUGAGGGACCGAACAUAUGCACCCGGCAGGAUACAUAUACGAUAACGGUGAAAGUGUCCGAGCAGAAACCGUACACCAUACGGGAGAACACGUGGUGCUUGAGCUUCCCACCGAGAUGUUCCAAAUACAAAGUUGUCUACAGAACAGUCUAUAAGGAACAGGAAUUGACGAAACAAAGGCCCGUGGAAGAAUGCUGCAAAGGCUACACGGAGACCACGAGCGGCGACCGUUGCAUUCCAGUCUGCUCCGAGGAUUGUCGCCACGGUACUUGCAUCGCGCCCGACAUCUGCAAAUGCGAAUCGGGAUACGGCGGCCCGUUAUGCGACUUCAGGUGCCCGUUGGGUAAAUGGGGCAGAGAUUGCGAGAUAGAUUGCAAGUGCCAGAACGGUGCCACGUGCGAUCCAUUCGACGGCAAGUGCAUGUGUACCAGAGGCUGGACCGGCGUGUACUGCGAUCAAAAGUGUUCUUCCAACCGCUACGGGCAAGAUUGCGUCGAAGAGUGCCGUUGCAGAAACGGUGGAAGCUGCCAUCAUAUCUCCGGCGAAUGUCAUUGCGCUCCCGGCUACACCGGACCACUAUGCGACGACUUGUGUCCGAGGGGAAAACACGGCGACGAAUGCAAGUCGGAGUGCCGUUGUCAGAACGGUGGAUCCUGCAACCCCCAGACUGGCGAAUGCUACUGCACAUCCGGCUGGACGGGUUCAGUUUGUGCGAAUCGGUGUCCGGAGGAUUUUUGGGGGAAGAACUGUAGUCGGACCUGCGACUGUUAUAACGAAGCCGGCUGCAAUCACGUUACGGGCGAGUGUCAAUGCAAACCGGGUUUCUAUAGCGAUAAAUGUCUGAAGAUCUGUCCUGAGGGCACGUUUGGACUGAAUUGUACAAACAAUUGCACCUGUGAAAAUGAUGCUACGUGCGAUCCUAGUAACGGUACCUGUGUAUGCGGUCCAGGUUGGAAGGGUAAAACGUGCAAUCAACGAGCCUGCGAGGACGGCUUGUACGGUUCCAAUUGUGCAAAGGUUUGCGAAUGCGAGAAAACCAAUACGGAGCUAUGUCAUCCGUGGACCGGACAAUGUUCCUGCAAAAUGGGAUGGGACGGCGAAACCUGCGCCAGGCCGUGUCCCUUCUACACGUUCGGCAAGGGUUGUGAGCAUCGUUGUAACUGCAAAAACAACGCGCAAUGUUCGCCCAUCGAUGGCACUUGCAUUUGCGCGGCCGGAUAUCGUGGAAAGGAUUGCGGCGAGUUGUGCCCCGCGAACACGUUUGGGGAGGACUGCGCGCAGAAGUGCGCCUGUAAGAAUGGAGCCAGCUGCUCGCCUGAGAACGGACGCUGCAACUGUACGGCUGGAUGGGUCGGUGUUUUGUGCGACCGUCCGUGCGACGACAAGACCUACGGCAAGGAUUGCGAAGGCAAAUGCAGCUGCUUUAACAAUGCGGCCUGCAACCCGCAAAAUGGCACGUGCACGUGUGCGGCUGGUUUCACCGGCACACUGUGUCAGGAUCGUUGUAAAAAGGGCUUCUUUGGAAACGGAUGCAAUCAGAGUUGCGACUGUGUCGAGGAGAAUACCGUGGACUGUGACUCCGCUACCGGGUACUGCAACUGCAAGCCAGAAUGGCGAGGAAUACGAUGCGAAACAAAGUGCCCGGAGGGUCUUUACGGCGAGGAUUGUCACUCGCAUUGCGAUUGCAUGAACAAUAGUUCGUGUGAUCCCACGACAGGAAGUUGCGUCUGCGCCAGGGGUUGGGAGGGCCCUGAUUGCUCGCAACCCUGCAAGGAAGGAUGGUACGGGCUGGGAUGCAGAGAGAAGUGCCCGGCGAAAGUUAACGAAAAUCUGACUUGCAAUCACGUUACCGGCCAGUACGUUUGCCGUCCGGGAUACCUGGGUCUCACCUGCGAACAUCCGUGUCCGCCCAAUCGUUACGGGCUAAACUGCGCGAAUCACUGUCACUGUAAGAACGGCGGGGAAUGUCAUCACGUAACAGGUGUAUGCCAAUGUCGACCUGGCUGGCAAGGCGAGUACUGUCAAACACCCUGCGCGGAGGGUACGUACGGCGUUAAUUGUACACAACAUUGCAAGUGUCAGAACGGCGGUAAAUGCAGAUCUAACGAUGGCCAUUGUCGAUGUUCGCCAGGAUGGACCGGGACCAGUUGUAACGAAAUUUGUCCCGAGGGAUACUACGGUGACCAUUGUAUGGAGCCUUGCGAAUGUAAAAAUGACUUCUUCACGUGCCAUCCAGCCGAGGGUUGUAUUUGCAGGCAUGGAUAUACAGGUGAGAAUUGCGACGAACAACUGUUCUCCCGCAAUAUCCAAGAGAAGGACGACGGAGGAUAUGGGCACAUUGUCGGAGUCGUAUUUGCGACUUUUGUUAUAAUAGGUGUUUUGUUAGCUGCAUGGAUGUACCAUCGGCGCAGAGUGGCUGAUCUCAAGAGUGAGAUAGCUCAAGUGCAAUACACGGCUGAGCCUGUAUCUCCGCCAGAACGAAAUCAAUUCGACAAUCCGGUGUAUGCAUAUCAAGGUUCCUCGAAGUUCGACGAUGGCACUACUACAUUGCUGAACAACUUCCAGUUCCGGAAUAAUUUCCACAAGAACAUAAAUACCGAGAAAGCUAAAUUUGGCCUAAAUAGCUGUACCGAUGACGAAGACGAUUGUAAAGGAGCGUACGGAUUGGAAUACGACCUGAAGAACAGGGACGCCGAUAUGGGAAAUCCAAACUUAAACGUGUAUCACAGCAUCGACGAGAUGGACGGCAAGAAAGUCGAGCACGUCUACGAUGAGAUCAAGCAGAACAACGAGUCGGAAUAUGACGAGUUGAAUCAGCCGCGGCCGGUCAGUUGGAAUAUAAAGCCACAAUCGAGUCGGACAGCCAAUGGCUUCCUGCCUAAAUUACGCGACAGUCCGGGACCUAGCAAAGCGAUAGACAAGGAUCCGGAAUUAGGUGAAACCUAAAAAAUCCACACAGCGUUCCUCGUUUCUAACUGCCCAGAUUUGAAGUAGAAUGAACUUUAUUUACGUUCGGUCGGAAGACUGUCCGCUUUCUGUAAGGAGCAAGUCUGUGGUAUUACUUCUACCAUUUAAGCAAAUUUCUUGAGUAAGUCUUCACAACAUAAUUACGGAUAAUUAUGAAACUCUAAUUUCAUAAAAAUUAUGUUGUAUAUUUUAUAUAUAAAAUCUAUUUGCGCACUUCUCGUGUCUAUAUUUGGCAAAGUACGGCAGUAUUACGAAAAUAUUAUUUCGUAUGCGAGACAAGAAAAAUGUAAAACAAAAAAUAUUUUCUGGCAUGCUCUUCUUUAAUAUUUAGAUUUUACUUGAGAUAUUAUCGAUCUCUCUCAUUUUCUCAUUCGCCACGGAUCAUUGCAAUGAGAAAAUGAACGUUUCUGUAUAUAUAAACAUAUUCUUUUUAAGUAUAAUUUUAAUUAAAUUAUUAAAUAUCUAUUUGAUAUAUACGUGCAUAUGUUGCCAAAACGGGCAUAAGUAGUUUAAGAAGCUGGCAAUGAUAAACAUGUGAUAAAUCAAAUCAUGUGAAUAGAGUUUGUCAAUACACAAAGAUUAAUAUUGUGGAAGAUCGUUUAUAUAUCUACAUUUUUUUAUUCGUCGAACGGUUAUAUCAAUAUUGCAGUGGUUAUAAAGACAUUUAAAAGAAUUCUACUAAUUGUUGAUCAAUUUAUAAUUUAGUACAUUAAAUAAAUGAUGCGAUCUUAUUUACAGUGAACGAAUGCAAUAAAUGCAAUAAAUUAGGUAACAUAUUGCAUUAAAAUAUUAUGUAAAAAUUAGACGAUUACUAUGAACGUGGCGUAUUCUUACGUAUGCAAGAGAAAAGUAGGCAGGCUUAAUUUUCACCAUUUAUACUCUACUUAGUUGUAACACAAUAAUUGAUUAUCAGUUAGAUAUAUUCAGAAGACGUGCAUGUAAAUUUUAAAUGCCCAUUUUUUUACGUUUCCUUUUUCAAGGAAAAAUAGUGUGCAAGGUGUCAUGGGGUAUGUCGUUCAUUCCGUUUAUCUUGCAAUCAUCUUGUGAUAUAAUUCUAUCUAUUUUGAUAAAUCUAAAUGAAAAGCAUAUUAGUCUAUACCGGUAACGUAUAAUUGAUAUUUAGAUUGAGAAAUACGAUCGUGUGUAUUCUAAGCAGAUAAAAACAUUUGCAGGAUAAAUACAAGUAAUAGAACAAAUUUGUCUGUAAAGUAAGAUAGUGAUCAGUGUGAUAAUACCGUGAUGUGCAUUGUUUACAUGUCAACGAUUAAGAAAGAUAUUUUAAUAAAGGUUCACGAGACAUUUUAUUGUGGUCAUACGUAGACAAUCGUAUAAUGUAAAAACACUUGUUCUACUGCUCCUCCAUCAAGUUAUAAUUUAAGGAAAGUAAAGUCCGGUACUUUUUUUGUUGCGUGCGAUAUUGCCUUACAUUCUCGACCAUCUAAGGUCUGUCAUGUAAUUCACGAAUCGACGUAUGGCGUGAAGGAUUCAAAAAUCACGUAUUCUGGUUAUACAGUUCGCAUUACACGGAGCACACGUACCUAUUCUUAAGAUUACUUCGUAGGAACCUUUCUUAUCAUUUGGAAUCAAUCAUCGCCAGUUUUCAUCAUCGAUAUUAACGCCUUGUAAAUAUAUUUCUGCGACGGAUCGCGGCGCAUUGUUUUUGUAAUGAUUUUUGUUAGUCCUCUCUCAGCCUCCGUGCUCGUAUGAUUUCCCAAAUGGGCGGCACGAUCCAGUAGCAUCCGCCGAGAAACUGCAGCAACGCGACCGCACGAAGACACGCGUUCUCCUCUGCGGUUGUAAAUUUGAAAACAAAUCUUUAGAUUAUGAGUUUAUCUUUGUUACUGUCGUACCCGCGGCGCAUCACGCGUACCGAAGAAGCGAAAUUUAUAAAUCUCUGUAAAAUUGUAAGAGGAAAGAAUAAAUAAAUAAAAAAUCGAUGUUACAAAAAUA